AUGAUGGCCGCCGCGCUGGCGGCCCUGUCGAGCCAGCCUGCGCUGCCGCACCCGCGGGCGGCGGCUCGCCCGGGGCGCUCCGGCGGCGGAGGCCGCGCCGCCUCCGCGGCGGCGCUGGGCUGCGCCCCGAAGGUCCCAGCGCCAGGGGGGUCGCCGCUCUGGCCGGGCGGGCUGGUGGCGGCGCUGACGCUCAGUGCUUCGGCGGGCCGCCGGUGGGCGAGGCCGGCGCGGUCGCGGGCGGCGCGGCAGGCCAAACGACAGGAUCCACCGGAUCGAGGCCACAUUCCCCGGGCGCCUUUGAGGUGGGAGGGCGCCGGUUUCAAGCCGUUGAAGAAGGACAGCAUCGUGCGCCGCAGGAGGCAGCCGCACGUCCCCAAGAACUUCGAGCAGCCGCCCGAAUGGUGGAAGCCGGCCUACGACCCGAAGGACGUCCCGCCGUACGAGCCAGGCGAAGGAUACGGAGAGAACGUCAUUCCGUUCAGCGGCGUGGCCGCGCCAGCCAAGGGGAAGAAAGGAAAGAAGCAGAUGAUUGCCAUGCUCUACAGGGCGGUGCAGAUCGGAGACGCCAUCAAGGAGAGGAGGGCGAGAAAAGCAGCGGCACCAGACACGGUCACGCAGACCUUCCCGGUGCCGCAGAGCAUUGUCGCCGACCUGGGCCAAAGGUGGUUCGAGGAUCUGGCCAGCGAGCUCGGCUGCCAGGUCGACGUGACGACGGAAACCCGAGAGGACUUCGGGCAGGAGUGGCAAGACGUGACCUUGGAGGGUCGUGACCGCGUCGUGGAAGAGGCCCAGCUGCGCAUGCUGACGGCCAUGAUGCCUCCGCCGUUGAGCCUCACGCGCUGA
Prorocentrum cordatum is the source of this 843-nucleotide messenger RNA. The record is from the annotation of a GenBank genome assembly. Lineage: Eukaryota; Dinophyceae; Prorocentrales; Prorocentraceae.